Vicia faba (fava bean) is the source of this 873-nucleotide messenger RNA. The record is from the annotation of a GenBank genome assembly. NCBI's taxonomy places the organism in Eukaryota, Viridiplantae, Streptophyta, Magnoliopsida, Fabales, Fabaceae.
AUGGAAAUUAUUUCCAAUAAGAUUGAUAGGAAACAAUUGAAACGUGGUGAUCACAUCUACUCUUGGAGGACGGCUUACCUCUCUGCACAUCAUGGAAUAUAUGUUAACGAGAGAAUGGUAAUCCACUUCACAACUAGAGCAAGACAACAACCAACUGGAGCAUCUACUUCUUUCAGCCUCUUUACUAGUGCAGCUUCUUCUUUUGAUACCAACAUCAUUCCAUGCCCAAUAUGCGGUGAUCGCAGGGAAACAACGACCAAUGAUGGUGUCUUCUCAUCCUGCUUAGAUUGUUUCCUUUCUGGAGGUGAACUACACCGCUUUCUGUAUGGUGUCAAUAAACUGCAUUUUCUAGUCCAAGCUCGAGGAGGUACAUGCACCCUUGCUUCUUCUGAUCCAACAGAAGAAGUUGUUUACCGUGCUAUUUAUCUUCUUGAAAAUGGUUUUGGUGACUACCAUGUCUCCAAGAAUAACUGUGAAGAUUUUGCAAUUUAUUGCAAAACAGGUCUCCGAGUAAUCACAGAUGACAGUGUAGGUGGUGGAAGUGGACAAGCCGCAUCUUACUUGGCUGCUGCUUUCAAGUCUGUAGGUGGUGUAAGUGGACAAGCUGCAUCUUACUUGUCUGCAGUCAAGUCCGUAGGUGGUGCAAGUGGACAAGCCGCAUCUUACUUGGCUGCUGUAGGCGGUGGAAGUGGACAAGCUGCAUCUUACUUGUCUGCUGUCAGCUCCGCGGCUAAUUAUUAUAGUCCUGCAGUGGUUGGACUUGGUUGUAUAACAUACAGCUGGGAAAGAUUGGCUUCUGAUAUUGGAUUUCGCAAAGAUGUAACUAAAGUUCCAGUAGAAAGAGUCUCUGAGAUGGCUAGAAGAGAAAACUAG